AAGUUCCUUGGACUUAACCUGUGUGGUUUGCGCAUGUGAUUCUGCCUGAGUGAACAGGUCAGCCUCUCAUCGACAUUACGCGUGCAUAAACCAGAUUCAAGGAUCGUUAGAAGUCAUGUCUUGCGAAGACAAGAGCGCUCUUCCAUCUUUUUACGUUUGUGAAACAUUUUAAAUGAUCAUAAAGUAUAGUGUGGUGGUUUCUCCGUCGCUGAAGGCAAACCAGCGGCAAGUAACAACAACCAUGCCGGAGUCAACAAAAAUGAAGAAACCCGACGUAAAGAUUGUUAUACUGGGUGACAUGAACGUCGGCAAAACGUCUCUGCUUCAUAGAUAUACUGAGAGGAAAUUUAAGGACACGAUAAGUACAGUCGGAGGGGCGUUUUUCCUGAAACAGUGGGGGCCCUAUAACAUUUCCAUAUGGGACACCGCUGGUCGAGAGCAGUUCCAUGGUCUGGGUUCUAUGUACUGCCGUGGUGCUGCAGCAGUGAUCCUCACCUACGACGUUACCAACUGGCAGAGCCUGGCAGAGCUGGAGGACCGUUUCCUAUCCCUGACCGACACCGCCAGCACAGAUUGUAUCUUCGCCAUCGUUGGCAACAAGGCUGACCUCACCGACCCCCACGCCCAGGCCGCGACGUCGGGCGGUGGGCAAGCGGACGCGGAGCUGGGCGGAGUUCAAACUCAGCCAUUACCUGCAUGUCCUACGCCACCUGCGUCACCUCUCCUGAACAAACAGGUGAGCAAAGAGGAUGCCAUGGCACUUUAUGGGCGUGUGCUUCGCUACAAAGGCCUGGAAGAAAAGACCAGCCCACCUGCUGAGAAGAUGUGCUUCGAAACCAGCGCCAAGACUGGCUACAAUGUGGACAUGCUGUUCGAGACUCUUUUUGACAUGGUGCUGCCCUCUAUCCUGAAAAAGAGGAGAGAGGGAGAGAACUCCACUGUUGACCUAGAAGAGUCCAGGGGGUCUAAGAGGACUAAAGCAGGCUGCUGUGCGUAGGACAGCAGAGGGACAAAGAAGGGGAAGAAACGCUUGUUGCUGUAUUUAUGAGGGUUAUAUUCCACAAACAGUAUUUUGUUUUUUCUUCCUAAGAAAGUGCUGCAAGUUUAAGAGAGGCCCCUUUGAGGGAGGAAGAACAAACACUGAAUUCAUUAACUAUGACUGAGUAAUUUCUUAGAUUUUAAAAUACUGUUAUUUGCACUUUUGUGUAUGACCAAAAAGAGAUAAACAUUCCUGAAAUGUCUUUUUUUUAAAACAUGAAAGGACUGAAAUGGCACUUAAAUCAUUGUAGUUAGUCAACUGAAAUAUAUUUUUACUGAUCACACUGAAUUGUGAAAUUGUUUGGAUGUGUUAUUUUUUAUGAAAUGAAAAUGCAAAAACUUGUGUCUAAUAAAGAGGUUGAAUUU
This is a messenger RNA of Chanos chanos (milkfish), 1404 nucleotides long. RefSeq names its product RAB20, member RAS oncogene family (gene rab20). Gene Ontology annotation, molecular function: GTP binding; GTPase activity. The record is from RefSeq and is a predicted model, not a curated record. NCBI's taxonomy places the organism in Eukaryota, Metazoa, Chordata, Actinopteri, Gonorynchiformes, Chanidae. The coding region runs from base 173 to 997 and encodes 274 amino acids. The transcript has 2 exons.